GUACACAUUGGAGGAAGUGCUGAAGACGCUGUUACAAAGACGUGACUUGGGUUCGGGCCUCUGCGAAAACAGUUUGCUCGGCGGAAUUUCGUAGAAGGACCGAAGCAGAUGACUCGAGCAUGUUCGUGGCGUCGUUCGGUCCUUCCCAAAUUCCGAGGCGCGACUGGAAGCUCGAGAAUCAUGUGGUUCCUGAAGCGGAAAACGAAGCACAACUUCCAGGAAUUCCGGUGGUCGUCGGCUGGAUGUGUGCCAUUUUGUUCGGCCUCACAACGGGAACCAUCUUGGUUACUUCUCUGGCGGUCUUCACGGAAGCCAACGACGUUGACGCAGACGCCCCUGACGAUGGGCCACGGCGAGAAUUUCUGUCGUGCACUACGCAGUCGUGCGCAUCUGCCGCCGAAGCGCUCACUAUGACCCUAAGCUUCGACGUCGACCCCUGCCACGACCUGUUCGGCUUCGUUUGUCGCAGAUACCAGGCAGAUUUCUUUGGAAUAUUCAAAGGGCUGCACAAUCAUGUCGUCACUCAGGCCAUGGCCGUUCUCUUCAAGACUCCAGAUCCUGCAGGUCACCAAGCGACAGCGAUUCACAAAGCCGCCAUUUUGCUCAGAUCGUGCAUGCGGCUCUUCGUUGGAGCACCAGCAGGGCAGACAACGACAACCGCCAAUGCCGUUCUUCAAGGCAUCAUGACAGAAUUUAAGCUCGACUUAGUUUUAAAGCAGUCCAGCACACAGGACGAACCGUGCGAAACCAUUAUGAAUCUUGGUCUCAAAUACAACAUCGAAAUAUUGGCCUCGUUAACAACAGGGAAUAACCUCGAGUGGAGGUCAAGAAGCACGAUAAAAAUAUCACGUAGCGUGGAAGACGUAAAUUGGUACGAAAGAAUCGGUAAAGACGCUGCUUCCGUCGCAAAAAUGUACGAAGGCUCUUUCGCGUCGUUUACCGGAAAGACUGGGUAUGGCGUCGAGGAAUUUAAAACGAACGUCCUCAAUCUGGAGCAGAAUAUCGCCCAAAUCGUUGCGAAAAUCCCACUCAAGGGCGACGACGAUCUGUCUUACGAACUGAAACCUCUGGCCAGUCUCCACUCGAAAUUUAGGGGUCCCAUUUUACGAAAUGGCCAAGGUUUUUUUAGUACCCGCAGCAGCGUUUUUGUCGACCCUCAAUUUAUGCGUUUUGUGGACGAGCUGGAUAAUCUCUCGAAGCAGGAAGCAAACUUCGCCAUAGCUUACACCCUACUGCGAAAGUACGGCGUGUUCUCGUCCAGUGAAAUCAUGAAGGUUGCGUCGCCUCAACCACUGGCUCGCGACUUUUGCGUGGCGCACGUGACUGACGUAAUGCCAGUGGCAUUUUCGGCGGCUUUUCUCUUCAAGCUCAUCACGAAUACCACCAUCCAAGUGGCCACAAACAUUGCCUUGCGCGUGAAGGACUCUUUCAUCGCUGCUGUUUCCAAGACGAAGUCCUUUGAUCAUGCCUCCAUAAUGGCAGCCAUCGCGAAGCUGAAAACGAUGGAGUUGUACGUGGCUUUUCCGAAGAUCAUCGACGACGGCAACAAGUUGAACACGUUCUACGAAUCGGUCGAUGUGCUGAGCCAAGACGCUUUCUUUGCGUCUUGGGUAAAAGCUGCCCAAGCGCUACAGGGCAAGAGGAUGAACGACGUGGUGGGCGCCGUGUAUCCCGUCUACAAGCCGGAUGUGUCUUACAUAGUUCAGAGCAACCGCUUAGUUUUGACGGCGCCCGUCCUGCGACCGACGCUGUUCCUUGAGGACGGACCGGUGUCGUUAAACUACGGCGGCCUGGGGGCUGUUAUUGGACGCGAGAUCAUGUACGGCUACGACAUCAACGGCAGCGGAUACGACUCUUUGGGGCAGAAGCAGAACUGGUGGUCUGACUCGGCGAAGGCACAUUACCUAAAGCUAGCGAAAUGCGUUCAGCAAUCUGCCCAGGCCUUCGCGUCAAGUGUCAAGACGUCGUCAAGAGGUACGGUGGAAGCGCUGCUGUUAUCUGACGUUGUAGGAUUACAAGUGGCAGUGAACGCCUUUGGUCUGGCCGGUGGCGAGCAUAGUCGGACUCUUCCACAGAUUCCUUUUACUCCCGUUCAACUGUUCUUCUUGGCUCAUUGCUUCAGGUGGUGCGAUCCCGAUGACACGAAGAAUGACAAACUCCCCAAUAAGGAUCGCUGUAAUGUCCCAGCGAUGAACACCGUUCAGUACGGGGAUGCUUUCAAUUGCACUCACGCUGACCGAAUGAAUCCUACACAAAAAUGUAUCUUCUUUUGACUAAUUGAUAUUUUGCGAGGUCUUUUAGCGUCCCAGAUGGGAUCCAUCUGCCAAUAAAAACGAAUUCUA
Ornithodoros turicata is the source of this 2342-nucleotide messenger RNA. Its product is annotated as neprilysin-3-like. Lineage: Eukaryota; Metazoa; Arthropoda; Arachnida; Ixodida; Argasidae. The record is from RefSeq and is a predicted model, not a curated record. Gene Ontology annotation, molecular function: metalloendopeptidase activity. Bases 120 to 2273 code for a protein of 717 amino acids. The transcript is spliced from 3 exons. Gene Ontology annotation, biological process: protein processing. Gene Ontology annotation, cellular component: plasma membrane.